This is a messenger RNA of Neoarthrinium moseri, 936 nucleotides long. RefSeq lists its product as uncharacterized. Bases 1 to 936 code for a protein of 311 amino acids. The transcript has a single exon. NCBI's taxonomy places the organism in Eukaryota, Fungi, Ascomycota, Sordariomycetes, Amphisphaeriales, Apiosporaceae. The record is from RefSeq and is a predicted model, not a curated record.
AUGGCUAAAUACCUUGUCACGCAGGCAACCGGCUACCAAGGCCGAUUGACAAUCACGCACCUUUUGGCGGCUGGCGCCAAAGUCCACGCGCUUGUGCGCGACCUUCAGCGAAUCCCGCCAAUCCUCCAGAGUCCUGGAGUGACAGUUUUCAAAGGGAAUAGUCACGAGUUCGAGGAAGUGUUUCAAGCAGCUCAAGGCUGCGCAGGUGUCUAUUUGAACACUUUUCCUAUCCCGGGCUUGGAAACGCAGCAGGCCAAGACCGUCGUCGACGCCUGCAAAAAGGCAGGGCUGAAGACUAUUGUUGUCUGCACCACCUUCUGUACGGGGAACAAGGCCAUGUGGGACGAUACAGUGACAGAAGAAUGUGACUUGCGUGGGUAUUAUUCCUCCAAGGCCGAAGUCGAGGAUAUUGUACGCCGGGCCGGCUUUGACGCCUACACCAUUCUCCGACCAGCAUUUCUGCAUGUUGACUACAUGACUCCCCAUGCUUAUGGAAACUUCCCAAGACUCCCGACACACGGGGAGUUAGAUCACGCAUACAAUGAUGGCGUCCGAAUGUCCCAGACGGAUGCAAACGACGUUGGCAAGUACGCUGCGGCUGCGUUGCAGAACCCUGCCAAGUUUGGUGGCCACGAAAUCGAUCUUGGAAACGAAAAUUUCACCAUUCAAGAGGUUCGUGACAUUCUUGUUAGGGUCAGCGGCAGACAGGUUCAAGCAGGAAGGAGGAGUCCACAGGAAAUCGAGGAGGCCAAAACCACCGUCCCGGGUCAGAAAUUCCAGUUGUGGGCCAACUUCAAGGACUUUAGCGGUGGUGUGGCCACUGCUAAGGAAGUGCAGGCCAAGUUCGGCAUUCCGUUUACUUCACUUGAGAUGGCCUUGAAAAGAGACAAGGAGCGCCUUUUGGAGUGUCUGCCAGCCCAGGCUAGUGUCGUGUGA